Messenger RNA from Syngnathus acus (greater pipefish), 2086 nucleotides. It is a transcript of the gene katnal1, whose product is annotated as katanin p60 subunit A-like 1. Gene Ontology annotation, molecular function: ATP hydrolysis activity; microtubule binding; ATP binding. Bases 262 to 1707 code for a protein of 481 amino acids. NCBI's taxonomy places the organism in Eukaryota, Metazoa, Chordata, Actinopteri, Syngnathiformes, Syngnathidae. Gene Ontology annotation, biological process: microtubule severing. The transcript is spliced from 12 exons. The record is from RefSeq and is a predicted model, not a curated record. Gene Ontology annotation, cellular component: microtubule cytoskeleton.
GUUUUAUAUCAAAUUUAAACAGGAGAACACCCGCAUAUAGUUCAUACAGCAAUUUUUGUAAUUUUAUUUAUAUACACCCUGCGAGUAUAACCCUUUACAUUUCCUUGCGUUUCUACGGUACUUGAAUGCAGCCUUGUAAUCUCGCCAUCUGUAUUCUUCACCAGGCGUCUCCGCGGCCAUGGUAACACCCCAUAGUGGACCUCCGAUUCAAAAGGACUCCAUAAACAUAUGCUUUUAACGCAGCUGUCAUGCACAUGAACCAUGAAUCUGUCUGAAAUCGACGACAAUGCAAAAAAGGGUCGUGAGUAUGCAUUGCUGGGAAACUACGACUCAUCCAGCGUGUAUUAUCAGGGCGUGCUGCAACAGAUCAACAAACACUGCCAGACCCUUAAGGACCCGGCGCUGAAAGUCCGAUGGCACCAGGUGAAACAGGAGCUGACAGAAGAGUGGGAGCAAAUUAAGAGUAUCGUGGCUGUGCUCGAAGCCUUCAAGACUGAGAGGCCGGUGACCGUACCUGUUCCUCAGUCGGGGGGAAGCACCGAGGACCCGGCAGCGUGGCCGCCUCCCACGCCUGCGGAACACAGGAAUCCCGUCGUAGUGAAGCGUCCCAGCAGCGGAGUGAAGCAGCAGAAGAAAGAGUCGCCUGCUCUGUAUCAUCGAGGGGAAGGACAAGAAGGUCGCGGGCAUUUCAAAUCUAGAGGGCCAGGAGCCAGAGACGCCCGUAACAUGAAAUCUCACGAUGAGGGAAAGAAAGGUGAAAAAGAGCACAAAAAGUUUGACGGUGCGGGACACGACAGCGAACUAGUGGAGUCACUCGAGCGAGACAUUGUGUCCCGCAACCUGAAUGUACACUGGAAUGACAUUGCCGACCUGGAGGACGCUAAGAAAUUGCUAAGAGAAGCUGUGGUGCUGCCCAUGUGGAUGCCUGACUUCUUCAAGGGCAUUCGACGGCCCUGGAAGGGCGUGCUAAUGGUUGGCCCGCCGGGUACAGGCAAGACCAUGUUAGCCAAAGCCGUGGCAACAGAAUGCGGGAUGACUUUCUUCAACAUGUCCUCGUCCACACUUACCUCCAAAUACAGAGGGGAGUCGGAGAAGCUCGUCCGUCUGCUCUUUGAAAUGGCCCGCUUUUACGCGCCAACAACCAUCUUCAUAGAUGAGAUUGACUCCAUCUGUAGCAGAAGAGGAACGUCCAAUGAACACGAAGCCAGUCGCAGAGUCAAAUCUGAGCUUCUGAUUCAAAUGGAUGGCGUGGGUGGUGCCCAGGACAAUGACGACCCUUCCAAGAUGGUCAUGGUCCUCGCCGCAACCAACUUCCCAUGGGAUCUCGAUGAGGCAUUGCGCCGACGUCUGGAGAAGCGAAUCUACAUCCCUCUGCCGACAGCUGUGGGUCGCGUGGCGCUUCUGAAGAUCAAUUUGCGGGAGGUGGAGUUAGCUGCAGACGUGAACCUGGACCUUAUUGCAGAGAAAACCGAAGGCUACUCGGGAGCAGACAUCACCAACGUCUGCAGGGAUGCGUCCAUGAUGGCCAUGCGGCGGCGAAUCCAAGGCCUCAGCCCCGAGGAGAUCCGAGCCCUUUCCAAAGAAGAGCUGCAAAUGCCUGUGAUGAUGGAGGACUUCACGCUCACACUCAAGAAGAUCUCCAAGUCUGUCUCCGCCGCAGACCUGGAAAGAUACAAAGCCUGGAUGUCUGAAUUUGGUUCGGGGUGAAGGACUUUUUGUGGUUAACUAACCUCUAAUCCUGAUGUUGAGUAUGCAAAUGAUGAACGAAAGUUUUUUGAAGCAUAUUCAACUGCUUCUGUUGUCACCUAGGGAUGUCUUUAAAAAUAUUGGAAGAAAGCAGGCCAACCAACGUUUACACUGUUUCCGUGUCGCUGUUCUGUAUAAAGCUCACCGACACUGAAUUGCAAUGUCCCUCUUGAGGUUGUGGCACAGCUUUAACACUCGCUGUGUGUCAGGGAACCCUCAAAGCCAGGACCUGGGUGUAAAAUUUUAGUUAUUUAUGCUUGUGUUUUACAUCCAACUUCUCUUGUGCUCUAGGAACUUUUAAUCUGCUGAAAUACAAUAAAUGAAUUUAUGGCCUUGGUUA